GAAAUUAAAUUCGUCAGACAAUGCGGCGGAGCUGAAGAAUUACUUGGAGGUCAUAUAUAUCGUUGCCGCUCAAUAUGACGCUACACCGGAGUAUCCGGUGACGAAGGUGUGCGGUGGCAUAGACGGUGAGCCCAAAGGGACUGAUAUUCUUGGUCGCAUACAAGCCGGCGUCAUGGCCUAUUCAGGAAACUUUUCGUGUUAUGACAUUCCGUCUUCUGAUCCCACCAACAUUGCAUGGGAUUGGCAAACUUGUACUGAAAUGGUGAUACCAAUUUGGACGGGGUACAAUAACGACACAAUGUUCGUUCCUGAUCAUUUCGACAUGAACCAAUACUUGGAAUAUUGCAACUAUUCCUACGGGGUUCAACCCCGAAUACACUGGAUCACAACUUACUACGGAGGACACGAUAUUAAAUCUAUUCUGAAGAGGUUUGGCAGUAACAUAAUUUUCUCCAAUGGUUUAAGAGACCCGUACAGCAUCGGAGGGGUUUUACAGAACAUAUCAGAUACCAUACUUGCUGUCUAUACACCAAAAGGAUCUCAUUGUUUGGAUCUGCAUGGGGCAAAGAAAACUGACCCAGCAUGGUUAACUCAACAACGGGAUACUGAAGUCAAAAUUAUACAAAGUUGGAUAACGAAGCAAUGAGUCUAAAUUUCACCCCUCAAGAAUAAAAGAGAUUCAGCAUCACAUCAUCAUAUCAAACUUAUUAUCGGAACCCAUCACCCACACUAGUGACACUACUACGUUUAUAUUGUAAUCGAUCUAUCCUUUCAAGGAGUACUUCAUUUCUUAAUCUCAAGACAAUAGUACUAAAUAAAAAUACUGAUAAAUUAAUACUUGAUUAAUGGAGCUGAGUGACUCUAUAUAUAAAUAGUACGCAGUAUUUUUGUG
Cuscuta epithymum is the source of this 892-nucleotide messenger RNA. Lineage: Eukaryota; Viridiplantae; Streptophyta; Magnoliopsida; Solanales; Convolvulaceae. The record is from the annotation of a GenBank genome assembly.